AAAAGGUCCUGGGCAUGCCGCCCUUCAUGGCGGACUUCCUCAUGGGUGGUGUCUCCGCCGCUGUCUCCAAGACUGCUGCCGCCCCCAUUGAGCGUGUCAAGCUCCUCAUCCAGAACCAGGAUGAGAUGAUCAAGAACGGCCGUCUCGACCGCCGCUACGCCGGUAUUGGUGACUGCUUCAAGCGUACCGCCGCCGACGAGGGUGUCAUGUCCCUGUGGCGUGGUAACACUGCCAACGUUAUCCGAUACUUCCCUACCCAGGCCCUGAACUUUGCUUUCCGUGACAAGUUCAAGAAGAUGUUCGGUUUCAAGAAGGAGCGUGAUGGCUACGGCAUGUGGAUGCUCGGUAACCUGGCCUCCGGUGGUGCUGCUGGUGCCACUUCUAUGCUUUUCGUCUACUCCCUGGAUUAUGCCCGUACCCGUCUUGCCAACGAUGCCAAGUCCGCCAAGAAGGGUGGUGAGCGCCAGUUCAACGGUCUUGUUGACGUCUACCGCAAGACCCUCGCCUCUGACGGUAUUGCCGGUCUGUACCGUGGUUUCAUGCCCUCCGUCGCUGGUAUCAUCGUCUACCGUGGUCUCUACUUCGGCAUGUACGACUCCAUCAAGCCUGUUCUCCUGGUCGGUUCCCUCGCCAACAACUUCCUUGCCUCUUUCGCUCUCGGUUGGUGCGUCACCACUGGUGCCGGUAUCGCUGCUUACCCUCUUGACACUAUCCGACGACGAAUGAUGAUGACUUCUGGUGAGGCCGUCAAGUACAAGAACUCCUUCGAUGCCGCCCGCCAGAUCAUUGCCAAGAACGGUGUCAAGUCUCUCUUCAACGGUGCUGGUGCCAACAUUCUCCGUGGUGUUGCCGGUGCUGGUGUCCUGUCCAUCUACGAUCAGCUCCAGAUCCUUCUCUUCGGAAAGGCCUUCUCCGGUGGCUCUGGUUAAAUUGCUUUUUCUACGUUCUGUAUAGACAUUCUCCGGGCGUCUCAACGCGGAGAUGGGGUUAAUUGGCCAGGUGGGUGUAAUGCGGCGUCCACUGGUUGAUCAAAAAGGAGACCGGAAUGGAAGGUAUUGAGGGAAGUUGGGCCAGAUAUCCCGACCUGUGUAACAGUUGCUAUUUGCGGGUUAGACUGGCAUGGGCACGGC
Trichoderma harzianum CBS 226.95 is the source of this 1130-nucleotide messenger RNA. RefSeq lists its product as hypothetical. Gene Ontology annotation, cellular component: mitochondrial inner membrane. The transcript has 5 exons. The record is from RefSeq and is a predicted model, not a curated record. Gene Ontology annotation, biological process: mitochondrial ADP transmembrane transport; mitochondrial ATP transmembrane transport. Gene Ontology annotation, molecular function: ATP:ADP antiporter activity. Bases 27 to 929 code for a protein of 300 amino acids. Lineage: Eukaryota; Fungi; Ascomycota; Sordariomycetes; Hypocreales; Hypocreaceae.